AUGCACUGCUUUCGAAAUAGGACUGACAGCUUGCAAAGAAGAAUACAACAUUUGCUGGAAGAACUCAGCACAAAAAAUAAUAUAAUUGAUAUUAUAAAUAAAGAAAAAGAUGAUGCCAGAUGGCAACUCGGAGAACACCGACAAUGGCUAACUGAUGCUAAUAACAGGUGUGCUGCAAUUGAAAAUGAUUUAAAAAUAAAGCAAGAAGAAAUUGACCAAAAAAAUAGGAUUAUUGAUGCAGUUAACAAGGAAAGAGAUGAUGCUCGAUGGCAACUUGGAGAGCACCGACAAUGGUUAUGUGAUGCUAAUAACAGGUGUGCUGGUCUCGAAGGAGAUUUAGCCGGAAAGCAGGAAGAAGUUGUUGCCUUGCGUCAUAAUCUUCAAGAGUUGCAGUCAAGGCCUGAUGUUCCAGAUGUAAGUUAA
Molecule: messenger RNA, 423 nt
Organism: Dracunculus medinensis (Guinea worm)
Lineage: Eukaryota; Metazoa; Nematoda; Chromadorea; Rhabditida; Dracunculidae
Source: the annotation of a GenBank genome assembly